Jaculus jaculus (lesser Egyptian jerboa) is the source of this 3139-nucleotide messenger RNA. It is a transcript of the gene Arsa, whose product is annotated as arylsulfatase A. The transcript has 8 exons. Bases 434 to 1954 code for a protein of 506 amino acids. Gene Ontology annotation, molecular function: arylsulfatase activity. Lineage: Eukaryota; Metazoa; Chordata; Mammalia; Rodentia; Dipodidae. The record is from RefSeq and is a predicted model, not a curated record.
GCCCCGCUCCGCCUGGUAGCGCCUUCCUUCCCCCGCUCCAGCGCCUGCCAGUCUAGCACAGCCAAGUGUCACAUGACCGCAGCUCGGCCUGGAAGGCCAGAGCGAAGCUCUCCCGGAACAGCUCCUUCUCAGCUCUGAACUGCCCUCAUCCUACUGCACCUGAAGCCAUUGUCACGUGGCCUCUGCUCGGGCCCCCUAGCCUAGACAAGGCUGAAUUAGGUCAGAUCCCUGUGAAUCUGAAGGAGCUGUAACCCUUGAGGGUCUCUGUUACUCACCAGGCCACCUCCGGGAUUCUGAGAUUCGCUGGAGCUUCAGCAAGUGAGGCCUUCAGACAAGAGGAGUAUUUUGUGCUGGGGACUCAGGGGAAGGAGAGGAAGAGGGCCUAGGCCUGGGGCUCAGGGGACAAGCCUGCUGAAAUCUAGAAACGGGUAACAUGGGGGCUCUGGGGACCCUUUCUCUGGCCUUAACUGUAGGCCUGAGCAUUGCUGGCCCACCUAACAUUGUGCUUAUUUUUGCUGAUGACCUUGGCUAUGGGGACCUGGGAUCUUAUGGGCACCCCAGUUCUACCACUCCCAACCUGGACCAGUUGGCUGCAGGGGGACUGCGGUUCACCGACUUCUAUGUGCCUGUGUCUCUGUGCACACCUUCUCGGGCUGCCGUCCUGACUGGCCGGCUCCCAGUUCGGACAGGCAUGUAUCCUGGAGUCCUGGGGCCCACCUCCCGGGGUGGUCUGCCCCUGGAUGAGGUGACCCUGGCUGAGAUCUUGGCUGUUCGAGGCUAUCUUACAGGGAUGGCUGGCAAGUGGCAUCUUGGAGUGGGGCCAGAAGGUGUCUUCCUACCCACACAUCAGGGUUUCCAUCGGUUUCUAGGCAUUCCAUACUCCCACGACCAGGGUCCUUGCCAGAACCUGACCUGCUUCCCACCAGCCACCCGAUGCAGUGGUGGCUGUGACCAGGGCCUGGUUCCUAUCCCAUUGUUGGCCAACUUAUCUGUGGAGGUACAACCCCCCUGGCUGCCUGGACUAGAAUCCCGCUAUGUAUCUUUCUCCCGAGAGCUCAUGGCUGACGCCCAGCGCCAGGGCCGCCCAUUCUUCCUAUACUACGCCUCCCAUCACACCCACUACCCUCAGUUCGGUGGACAAAGCACAGGGUGCUCGGGCCGCGGGCCAUUUGGGGACUCCUUGAUGGAGCUGGAUGCAGCUGUGGGGGCCCUGAUGACAGCCGUGGAGGACCUGGGUUUGCUUAGAGAGACACUGAUCAUCUUCACUGCAGACAAUGGACCUGAGUUGAUGCGUAUGUCCCGUGGCGGCUGCUCUGGCCUCCUGAGAUGUGGAAAGGGAACGACCUUCGAAGGUGGUGUUCGAGAGCCUGCCUUGGCCUUCUGGCCAGGCCACAUCGCUCCUGGUGUGACCCAUGAACUGGCCAGCACUCUGGAUCUGCUACCCACACUGGCAGCUUUGACUGGAGCUCCACUGCCUAACAUCACCUUGGAUGGUGUUGACCUCAGUCCCUUGCUACUAGGCACAGGCAAGAGCCCUCGGCAGUCUCUAUUCUUCUACCCGGCCUACCCAGAUGAGGUCCAUGGGGUCUUUGCUGUGCGGAGUGGAAAGUUCAAGGCUCACUUCUUUACCCAGGGCUCUGCCCACAGUGACACCACCACAGACCCUGCCUGUCAUGCUGCCAGCUCUCUGACUGCUCAUGAGCCCCCACUGCUCUAUGACCUGUCUGAAGACCCUGGUGAGAACUACAACCUUUUGGAAAGUGUGGCUGAGGUCUCCCCAGAGGCUCUGAAGGCUAUGAAGCACCUCCAGCUGCUGAAGUCCCAGUAUGAUGCAGCAAUGACCUUUGGCCCCAGCCAGAUGGCCAAGGGUGAAGACCCUGCCCUGCAGAUCUGCUGUCAGCCAAGCUGCACUCCCUACCCAGCCUGCUGCCACUGCCCAGAUUCCCAGGCCUGAGAAUACUGGCCAAGUCACAGGGGACCCCCAAGGCCAGCCUGGGGACCCUGGAUAAGCCCUGGGUAGUGAUAGUUCACCACCAUGAGAAGCAGGAAGAAGUGUGUGAUUGUACCUAAUAAUGUCAUAACACCAGCUGAGACUUGCAGAUGUGAUAAUUCAUCUAACUCUCAUGCUAACCCUGAGGUCCAUGCUAUUCUUCAGUACUGCAAAUGAUGAAACAGGCACAGAGAAGUUUAGGGACCUGUCCUAAAUACAAGGUCAUUCUACCAGAAAAAGCAUGGUCUAAAGAUUUGAACCUAGACAUUCUGGAUAUUGAAACAACACCAGUCUUGUGAUUUGCAUGCACCCAUACACACCUUGUUUGAGUAUAGAAGCUGUACAUGCUUUUACAUGACAGGAACUGGAGAAGGGAAGGAGAUGAAAGAGUUGUAGUCAGCAGUCCUUGAAGAUGCAAAAUCCCUAGAAGACAUGUUUUCCCAAGGGAGAAGCAUGCCUAGAGGUACUAGAGCUGGCUGCCUUGGUUCACAGAAAACUUGUCUGGAGUUAGGUGAUGCAUUCCAGUUGGGGUCAAGUGAUUAGGGACAUUGCCAUCUUUUAGGAAGGCAUAUCAGCAGCUCCCGAGACAGGCCCAUGAGGCCAUCAUGCUAAGAAUAAAACUCAAACUCUGUUCAGUGACCACUAUGCACUUGGGCCAUACAGCACCCUUUACCUCUCAGUUAUGGGAGGCUGGCUCCACUGACAAUAUUCUACUGUUGGCCAUUGCCGAGGGGUUCCUUCUGACUGCCAACCUGUGUUUGCAUGGCAUGGUGUACUGUCAUGCCUAAAUAUGUCACAUGCCAGGUGUUCCUCAGUAUUGGUCACAUAAGAUCAGUGCCAUCUGUUCUGGCACAUUUGCCUUCAUUACUAAUGGAUCUUCACUUCUUUCACUGGGAACAAAGCCCCCUUGACCUUGAGGCAGCCACUCCCUGAACCAAGAGGGUGCUGGCCAAUCUGAGUAAAUUAUAUCCAAGUGAUUGGUCCAAGAGUGGCAUGUGACCAAGAACCUUUAUAGUGAAAAGUUGGGGGCCCUGGAUGCAGCAUGUUGCUGGCCUUUGGGUGGAACCAUGCAGUUGUUAAACCAAUGCUUCCAGCUGCCUGCCUGCAGAGCAUCAAAUGUAAGAAAGUAAAACAUUUUUGUUUGCACCA